AUGAUACCAUUAACAAGUGAUUUUAUAGUGAAACAACGAUCAUCAUCAUCAAUAAUUACAAUCAAUGAUAUUGAUGAAUUAUGCCGGCAAAUAUUAUUGAAUGAAAAAUGUUUACGAAAUUAUGCUGAAAAUUGUAUGAAAUCAGAAGCCCGUCAAACAUUAUCAGUAAUGUUAUAUUCAGUAUCCAGAUUGAAUCGUAAAAUAUGUUCGAAACAAAAACGUAAACAAACAACAUUAACAAUGAUGAAAAAGAAUCCAGAAUUUUAUCAAAAUAUUUUAUUAAAAAAUCUAACCGAAACAUUGUAUCGGAUUUCGAUGGAAAAACGACAGAAAUUGAAAUUUCCAAUGAUUUGUUGCAAUAGUUAUCGAAUGAAAGAAUCAAUGAUCGGUGAAAUGAUGAGGAAUUGUCCAAAUAAUCGGCAAGCACAAAAUGAAUUAAAUAUUUGGAUCGAUAGUUAUAGUGGUGAUUUAUUUAAUCUAAUUUGUGGUGAUUAUACAGAAGAUUCGGAUAAAUGUCAAACAUUACCAUCGAUACAAUCGAUAUCAACAACGGUGAUGGACAACAACAAAAAAUUAAAAUGGAAAAGUUUUAUUAUGGUUUUGGUUGAUUUAUUA
This is a messenger RNA of Dermatophagoides pteronyssinus (European house dust mite), 615 nucleotides long. RefSeq lists its product as uncharacterized. The record is from RefSeq and is a predicted model, not a curated record. Lineage: Eukaryota; Metazoa; Arthropoda; Arachnida; Sarcoptiformes; Pyroglyphidae.